AUGGAGUAUCAAAUCUCACGCAGUGAUUCUCGUUAUAACAUAUUUCCUGUCUAUUUAUUUGAUUGGUAUGCCGUUUCCAAAGUCGUCCGUUAUUUUCAUUUCAACGUAUCCAGUUCACCAAACUUUCAACUCUCCAUCAGGGACUAUUUGGGCCAAGUUCCAGAUGACCUCUUGUACAACAAUGGAAUGAACUUUGCUACGUAUGACAAGAACGACUACAAUGAUUGUGCAAAGAAGCUGAGAGCAGGAUGGUGGUACAAUGACUGCACGUACGCCCUACCGACAGGUGUUUACUAUCCGGGAGGAGACUACAGUCCUAAAGGAGGGUUCCAUGGUGGAAUGUUUUGGAAGGACUGGAGGGGAUAUGGAUAUUCCCUCAAAGCCAUUAGCAUGUUUCUAUCAACUUCUGUGUAA
Molecule: messenger RNA, 414 nt
Organism: Saccostrea echinata
Lineage: Eukaryota; Metazoa; Mollusca; Bivalvia; Ostreida; Ostreidae
Product: angiopoietin-related protein 1-like
Exons: 2
Coding region: 1-414 (137 amino acids)
Source: RefSeq, a predicted model, not a curated record